Molecule: messenger RNA, 4422 nt
Organism: Eremomyces bilateralis CBS 781.70
Lineage: Eukaryota; Fungi; Ascomycota; Dothideomycetes; Eremomycetales; Eremomycetaceae
Exons: 4
Coding region: 1-4422 (1473 amino acids)
Biological process (GO): mRNA splicing, via spliceosome
Cellular component (GO): U2 snRNP; nucleus
Molecular function (GO): U2 snRNA binding; protein binding
Source: RefSeq, a predicted model, not a curated record
AUGGACGAUCCGAUGCAGGUCGAGACCCACGUCAUGGUCGACGGGCAAUAUCAGACGCGUCGAGCAAACCUUCGCGAUAUCCUUGCAACGCAACGCGUAAAGACGGCACAAAAACAAGAGGUGCCCAAGUCACUCCAUGCUGGUCCGUAUAUCGGCAUAGUGUCUCGAACUCUGCUUCAUUCGCCGAUGAUCAAUCAUGUCUUUCCUGCACGAAUUCGCCGGGGGGAUAAGAACGAUUUGGUGUUCGUCGGCGAGGACUUUGUGCAUGUCAAGGAGGCUUCCCCGGACGGCUCCCUUCAUCAUGUGGCUUUCCAUGCCACAGACAGCCACAUCCGUGCCGCAGCCAUCCUAGGAACCCCUUCUGUAGAUCAUUCGGUGGAAGGAGAAGGCUUAUCGAAGCCAAAAGUCAAAGAUGAGCAUGGUGUCCAAAAGGUGCUACCACCGGAGAUUUUGGUCUGUACCCUACAGAGUGGUAAUCUCCAGUUCAUAUGGCCCGAAAACAGGCUCGGAGCAACCCAGUUCCGCAUCGUCUCAUUCGCACUCCCGAUCGAUAUCAGCCACCUGAAAACGUUCGGGAAGCAUCUCGCUGUGGAUGCGCACGGACGUGCCAUUGCAGUGGCUCCAUCUGAAGGUGGCGUCAUGUUCUAUAAUCUCUUGCCGCGGAAAGAGAUGGAGGCCAUGUGGGAGGCAUCCCCUGAAGAAUUUCAUCCGUUCAAGAAUGAGACCGCCAUCGCUAUCAACGGCACCAUUCUGAACAUGACGUUCUUGCAGCCAUCUACCAAUCCCCAGGAGAAGCACGUUGCGAGCCUCGUGGUCAUCUUCAAGGCCGUGACGAAGGUGCGAAUGAUGUGUUAUGAAUGGGACGUCAGAGACGCCAAUCCCAAAAUCGACACGGUCGUCAAAGGAUAUCCCAUGUCGCACGAAAUAAAAAAUCCACAAAUGAUCAUCCCCUUGGAGCGAUCUCGGUCAUUUUGCGUGGUUUCCGAUAACCUCAUAACCCAUAUCACUGGGAUUCAAACCAGGGACCCGGUUUUCCGCGGCCCGUUACCACUGAACUCCGCUGAGCCACGGUAUCCCGGGCUCUCGAGAAGUUCUCCGCUUUGUACACACUGGUCUCGAGCCAUUCGACAUGCAGAUUGGAAGGACCAGAAACAGGAAGCAUUCUACGUGGUGCGCGAGGACGGGCAAGUCAUUUAUAUCGAGGCUACUGAAACCGGGGUGUCUAUGCAGGCAACGGUGGGCAUCUUUGAUUGCCACAUAAACAAGGCAUUCGCAGCUUUCAUGAUCGGGGAUGAGUUGAGAGAGCCCGAUUAUCUCAUCGCAUCGGGCUCCAUGAGCGAGGGUCAGUUGUUGAAAAUUGGUGGUGAGGUCCCGGAAGACUUUACGCAUCCGACUCGAGAGACGUCGUUAGACCCUCAGUCGGUUCAGACCUUGCGAGACUGGGCCCCGACCCCGGACAUGAUUCUCACCAAUUUGCAAUCGCUAUCGCCAGGGCAGGGUCGUCCAGAACGAAGGCCCCUCAACUAUCCUUCGAUCUUCACCACCGCCGGCAAUGAGCCGUACGGUGCAAUCGUGGAACAACGCAUUGGUCUCGAGCUCCGGAACGGUACCAUGGUCGAUAGUGAUCUUUUCCUCGGCACCACCAAGCUUUGGACGUUCUGGGAUGCCGAUAUGGCCAUGUACAUUCUGGCUUCGCGUGCCGAAGAAAGCAACCUGUUCCGCAUUCAGGACGGCGAUCUCAUCGAUGAAGAGCUCACGUCGGCGAACUGUGGUUUCAAUCCGGAACGCCCCACGGUGGCUGCAGGUGACUUUGGUCAAUACGUCGUGCAAGUCACUCCGGAAGCGGCUUUUGUGUGCAGUCCGACUCAUGAAGGUAUCGCUUUGCCACAGGACCACACGUUCUUUGCAACUUCCGGAGGCAAGUUCGUGGCUGCGGACAUCGAUCAGUCCAGCAUGACCAUCGCCUUCGUCUCGAGGCAAGACAACCGCAGCCACCUUCACCUAGUGGAAUUUGACGAGGACGAGGCGGGUGGCAUGUAUGAUCGGAAUUGGGGAACGGUCCCCCUUCCAUCAGUGGAAGUGACCUGUAUACGCAACAUGAGCAGGGAGGACGCGCAUGUCGUCUUCCUUGGACUGUCAGACGGGACGAUCGCCGUGUUUCCCGCGAGCCCAGGAGCUGGCUUAUCGUCGCCGUUCUUCCUCCCGUUGAGUGGUGAGCCUGCCAGCACAGUGGAGACGCACGUGGCAGAAACUGUCACGGUGUUGGAGAAUAUUGGAUCUGCCAACGAGGACGGCGAUGAGUUCAAACUGUUGUGCGGUCUUCGAAACGGUGAACUAUGCCAUGACACGUUUAUUCUGCGGGCUACCGAUGCAGGAGAGACCGAGAUAGUCUUCAAGGGCCAAAUGGCGUUCAUCAGGAUCGGACAAUCGAGUCUAUUUAUCACAGAUUCCCGCGAGAGCUCGGCAGCCAAAUACGCGUACGGGGUCUGUGGAUCGGUGAUCGUCACAAUAUUCUGUGAUACCUUAGAUUUUGUGAAUGUGGAGCGCGUCUGGAUCGCCGAUCAACACAGAUCUGCUUUCAGGCAGCCUACCGUUUGUACACUGGCCGCGAUCCCCUUAUGCCAAGUUCAGAAUCACAAGGAUGAGGUCGCGUUGGCUUACAUCGUCGGAGAACAUUUGUACUUGGGCACCACGAGCACACAAGUCAAGCCAGUCCCAAGACGAAUCGACAUCUCGGGCUCUCCUGAACGAAUCAUGUAUUCGCCUUUCCUCAAGGCGUUCAUUGUUUCUUCCGUUCGAACUGAAAUUCGGAACGGUAGAGGGCGAUCGGAUCCGGACAAGAGAAUCAAGCGCGGUGUGAUCUACGUCGUCAAGCCUGAUGGAGGUGCCGACGAAAUUAGCACCCUGGGCAUUAAACAGGAGGAAGGCGAAAAUUCCCGGGAAAGUCUGAUCCUGGGAGCCUUUGAUUUGUACCCUAGCGAAAGGGUACAUUCACUAUGCGAAUGGGAGCUCCAACUCCAGCAAAGGCGGAUGAAGGAUGUCAUGAUCUUGGUCGGUACGAGCUACACCAAGAGACGCAGUAACCGCCUAGAAGAGCUUGGGCGAAUUAUCAUCCUACGCAUUGCCCUGGCCAAGGAUGGGACGUGCAAGUUCGCGGUCCUGCAAAAACUGGAAGUUCCAGCUCCUGUCCGAGCGGUGGCUUCGUACGAAAAGGAUGGCGUGGUCAUGUGCACGGGGAAGAAUCUGGUCUUGAAACGAUACUCGAAAGAAAGGAAAAGGCUCCUGACCACCACUUCAAUCGAGCUUCAAGCCCCGGGAUACAGGAUGUCAGUGUUGCCGCCUGUUAUUCACGUCUCAACGGCAACCGACUCGGUGAUGUCGUACAGAGUACAAAAUCGGACCAAUCCUUCAAACACAGCAGCCAACCCGGAUCGGACCCAUCCAGUCGAAGAGUUUGUCCUGUUUGGGUCAGACACUAUCGCCCGCACCUCGGCAACGCAUCUUGAGGUGACCAUCGAGAACGACGCGCGAUCACUGAAUGGAGUUCCAUGGCUCAAUAUCAAUGGAGAAUCGAGCCCUAAGCUGCUGCUUGUGUCGGACAAAGACAAAGGCCUGGCGGCUCUAUGGCAACCACCAUCUCCCGACAUCGAUAGGGCGGGGGUGGACAACCGACCAGCAUCCGAAAUAUCACUUAAUCGAUCCAUCACGACGCUUCGCCAGCUUUCGAAUCGUCCUCCGUGGAGGAAUCCUUCUCAGUAUCUCGCCGACGCGCAAGAACCUAGAUCCCCCUCGGAUAGUCCCACGGUACGCGGCGCCCUGGUGGACAACUUGCUCGGCUCCUCCCAUGAUGGUACGCUUUUCGCUUUUACCAUCGUCGACGCGGCGUCCUGGAGACUUCUACGAUUCCUUCAGAACCUGGUCACAUCGGUCACGAAACUUACCGAGCAGCGUCCGGCUAACGGAAGCAACAAAGACAACGAGGAGGACGAGGAGGACGGGCGCACGUUGAUGCAGCUGGGGUUCCUCGACCCGGACCGACAGCUGCUCAACACGAACCGGCAAACGAACUUCCACAUCAACGGCGACAUCGUGAUGGCACUUCUGAGGCCGGGAGGCGUGGACGAUUUGGUUCGGAUGCUGCACUUGAUUCCCCGCAAACGGGAGGCCCCGCCUGGGGAACGGGCUCCCGGGGAACCGGAGAGCCAGGACUCGUGGGAUCAGGAGUUCGGCAUGGAUCUCGACGAGGCGCUGGGGGAUUACGAAGAUAACCAGAGGAACAAGAGGGAGGUGAAAGAGCGGGUGGAGCGGUUCCGACAACUGGCGGCGGAAUUUGGGACCGGUCAGCCGGCGGAGGAUAAGCUUGAGGAGGUGGUUGAGCGAGUUUUGAAAUGGGUCCGGGUCCUUUUGAUGUCGCCCAUGUAG